This is a messenger RNA of Pteronotus mesoamericanus, 5290 nucleotides long. RefSeq names its product APOBEC1 complementation factor (gene A1CF). NCBI's taxonomy places the organism in Eukaryota, Metazoa, Chordata, Mammalia, Chiroptera, Mormoopidae. Gene Ontology annotation, molecular function: mRNA binding. The transcript is spliced from 12 exons. The coding region runs from base 223 to 2007 and encodes 594 amino acids. Gene Ontology annotation, cellular component: nucleus. The record is from RefSeq and is a predicted model, not a curated record.
UGAUGAUUAGCGCAUAACCAGAGUGACACGUUGAAUUCGCCAUAAUCAAGGAAACCUUUUCCGGGUGGGAAUCUCUGAAAUCACUCAGAGAAUGUUCCUAAAGAUGUCCCUCAUGAAAAGGACAAGUUUGGACUUGGCAACAGCAAUUUACUUAAUUUAUCUUAAAUUUGAUUUCAGUGAGCAACCCUAAUUAACCUGAUUUUUUGCUGAUAAUCACUCUCAAUGGAAUCAAAUCACAAAUCCGGGGAUGGAUUGAGCGGCACCCAGAAGGAAGCAGCCCUUCGCGCACUGGUCCAGCGCACAGGAUAUAGCUUGGUCCAGGAAAAUGGGCAAAGAAAAUACGGUGGUCCUCCCCCUGGCUGGGAUGCUGCACCCCCAGAAAGGGGCUGUGAAAUUUUUAUUGGAAAACUUCCCCGAGACCUUUUUGAGGAUGAACUUAUACCAUUAUGUGAAAAAAUUGGUAAAAUUUAUGAAAUGAGAAUGAUGAUGGAUUUUAAUGGAAACAAUAGAGGAUAUGCCUUUGUAACAUUCUCAAAUAAACAGGAAGCCAAGAAUGCAAUCAAGCAACUUAAUAAUUAUGAAAUUAGAAAUGGGCGUCUCCUAGGGGUGUGUGCCAGUGUGGAUAACUGCCGAUUGUUUGUUGGGGGAAUUCCAAAAACCAAAAAGAGAGAAGAGAUCUUGUCAGAGAUGAAGAAGGUAACCGAAGGAGUUGUCGACGUCAUUGUCUACCCAAGUGCUGCAGAUAAAACCAAAAACCGAGGCUUUGCCUUCGUGGAAUACCAGAGUCAUCGGGCAGCUGCCAUGGCCCGGAGGAAACUUCUACCAGGAAGAAUUCAAUUAUGGGGACACCCAAUUGCAGUAGACUGGGCAGAACCAGAAGUAGAAGUUGAUGAAGACACAAUGUCUUCAGUGAAAAUCCUGUAUGUAAGAAACUUAAUGCUGUCUACCUCCGAAGAAAUGAUUGAAAAAGAAUUCAACAAUAUCAAACCAGGUGCUGUGGAGAGGGUAAAGAAAAUCCGAGACUAUGCUUUUGUGCACUUCAGUAACCGAGAAGAUGCAAUUGAGGCUAUGAAAGCUUUAAAUGGGAAGGUGCUGGAUGGUUCCCCCAUUGAAGUGACCCUAGCCAAACCAGUGGACAAGGACAGUUAUGUUAGGUACACCCGAGGCACAGGUGGAAGGGGCACCAUGCUGCAAGGAGAGUACACCUACUCUUUGGGCCAUGUUUAUGAUCCUACCACAGCCUACCUUGGAGCUCCUAUCUUCUAUGCUCCCCAGGCCUAUACAAUUCCUAGCCUUCAUUUCCCAGCCACCAAAGGACAUCUUGGCAACAGGGCCAUUAUCCGAGCCCCUUCUGUAAGAGAAAUUUACAUGAAUGUACCUGUAGGGGCUGCGGGAGUGAGAGGACUGGGCGGCCGUGGCUAUUUGGCAUACACAGGCCUGGGUCGUGGAUAUCAGGUCAAAGGAGACAAGAAAGAAGACAAACUCUAUGAUCUUUUACCUGGGAUGGAACUCACCCCCAUGAAUCCUGUUACCUUAAAACCCCAAGGAAUUAAACUUGCUCCCCAGAUAUUAGAAGAAAUCUGUCAGAAAAAUAACUGGGGACAGCCAGUAUAUCAACUGCACUCUGCCAUUGGACAAGAUCAAAGACAACUAUUCUUAUACAAAAUAACCAUUCCUGCGCUGGCCAGUCAGAACCCUGCAAUCCACCCCUUCACACCUCCGAAGCUAAGUGCCUAUGUGGAUGAAGCAAAGACAUACGCAGCCGAGUACACCCUGCAGACCCUGGGCAUUCCUACUGAUGGAGCUGUUGCUCCGACUGCGGUGGCUACUGCUGCUUCUGCUACUGCUUUUCCAGGAUAUGCUGUCCCUAACGCUGCCGCACCUGUGUCCGCAGCCCAGCUCAAGCAAGCCGUGACCCUCGGACAAGACUUAGCGGCGUACACAGCCUACGAGGUCUACCCUACUUUCGCAGUGACUGCCCGAGGGGAUGGAUAUGGAGCCUUCUGAAGAUAUCUCUUUUUUUUAAUUUUAAAAAUAAGACACAAAACUCUAUGUAGAAAAAAUAAACCUCUAACUCAGUCCCCUAAUGACCACACGUUAUACUUUUCCUCACGUGAUGCCUUUCCUGAGACUGUGUGGCUUAUACUAACUGUAGAAUCGUGAUAGGAGAACAGUACUCCUAGUGCAAUCAAAUGUUAAGGAGCCUUUUCUCUAACAGAAAAGAGCCACUGCCCCCAAAAGUUGUUCUUCCAAGGUUCCUGAGUGUCUCUGGAGUAUGUUUGCACGCCCUGACAGAGCGGAGGAAGACCUUUUAGCCUGCAGGAGUUCAAGGGCAGUCAGUAACAACAAAGAGAGUCAACUCGAGAAUGUUAACUCUGCUUGCAGCCUGCUUUGUGAUACCCAAAGCACAAAAGGCAGAGGAAGGUGAAAGGGUGCUUUUCAAAACAUGUUCCCCAUUACCCACUACGUGGGGCAUGUUCACAGGCUAGAGCUUGGGAGAGAUUGUCUGAGGUUUGAUGAAGUCAGCAUUACUGUAGUCUAAAAAUUCCAUCCAGCUAUUUUGUCAUAGGUCAGGAUCUUCCUGUUCCCUGCAGUCCCAGGGGACUUCCUGGAAAUUGAUGUGGUGUCUUGCAGACAUGAUUAAAGCAAUCUAGGCCUAUUGUUUAUUAAACUCACUAGCCCACCUCUUUUUUCCCAGAUGUCCUGCCCUCCCCAAGGAUCCCCACAACACGACCAUUCCGACUUGAAAUGAUGUUUUCCAUUUUAAGCAUUUGACAUAUCCAUAUACAUUUAUUUUUAUUUCAGUCUCAUUUUGCUCUUCUCUAAUAUCUUUAAAAAAGUAAAUGACAUCUAUAGACUAUCACCUAUGAUACUUUUGGCUAUUCGGCAAAUUGGCUGACAUGCUAUUUCAAACAAAGAGAGAAGUGAAGAUUUACUCUCACUUCUUCGAUCUUUUUGCCAUGCCCAGACCACCAUCCAGCAUUCAGAGAAAGUCAUAUUAACUUGGUUCAGACUUGGACUGUUUAACCUGCUUAUAUAAAAUCUGCCAAGAAACCCUCUACCCUCUUUUUGUUUUACUUCCAAUAAGGAUCAGACAGCUUUGCCAUACCUGAGUGCUUUGGUCUUAGAGACAUCACAGGAAAUCCUUCCACCAUUGCUGCUGAUUAGAAGCUGAUCCUUCAGACACUCAGCAAGGGUGGCAUUUAGCAAAGCCCCCGGAGCUGGGGUCCUCUCCUCCAGGAACAUCCGAUAGGGGUAAGGGUGCUACAAAAACUGGAGUGGAGGGGAGUAGAGGACACUGCUCACCAUACUUGUACAUGACAGCUUUUUGUUCAAAACAGAAAUAAUCGAAUUGCAACAGCCAAAUAUCUAUUACUACUUCUCAAGUCUCAUUAGUGGUUUACGACAUAACAGUGCUACAAUUUCCAUUUUAAAAAACCCCUUGGUCCUUGUAAAAUUCUACUGGACUCAAGGGACAACUUAAAUAGAAAGGCAUUAAAAAACUGUCAACUCUUCAAUGUAAUUCCAUGAACCAAAAUCAAGCCAGAUUCCAAUCAAAAGCAGACAAAUUCCAAUCACAAAAGUCCUUGUCACCUUUCAGUUCUAUGAGCUCCAAUCAGAUGUGAAAGGCCUCAAUGCUAGAGUUGAAACUCUGACAGGCCUUGUGUGUUUAGCUCCACAUUUUCCUUCCCAGAUUCCUGAGGACAGUGUUUCCCAAACUUGCCCGCACAUUAGAAACACCUGGAGAGCUGGCACUCCCAAGGUCACGCCUCAUACCAAUUACAUUGGGGUGUCUUGGGGUCAGUAUUGGGGGCAUAUUUUUUAAAGACCCUUAGGUGAUUUCAAUGUGCAGCUAAGGUUGGGAAAUGCUAUAUUCUUCAUAUUUUCACUCUGGCCCUUAAUUUUUUUUCUUUCUAUUUGACUUCUUUAAAAUAGAAUGAAAAAAAAAUUGUCUAAGUUAAAACAAAUAGCCAAAUCAAAUUCUUACACAUACUCAUCUUAUCAAGGUGUGAAGUUGAAUAUAAACCAUAUUGGCUACAAACUAACUCUUGAGCCAAACUAAUUCUAAAAAUAAGAAAGUGAAAAAUUCCUCCUUAAGCAAUUCAUAGGUCCAAAUUUAUACUUCCCCACAGACCAGCUUUUACUCAGCAAGAAUAAUUAUAUUAGGGGGCCCAUGAAUUCCUACUCAGUCCCUAAAAAAAAUUCCAAAUUCCAAGAGCAUAAGUUUUAAUGCUCUUUAAAAUCUUUAAAAGUAAAUGGAAAAGGCAGUCUGUAUGUCUAACAAGUGCAAAAUGGAAGGUUACACCCCAGUGAAGAUUCAAUUUAAUUGAAAUGAACAAUUAGUAAAUAUACGAAUCUCUUCAUUCUAAAAAUCAUUAUUCCAGAUUAAAUCAUAAUCACUUCUUGAAAAUAUUGAGAGUAAAAACUUAAGCAUACAAUAAUACAAAAGUAUCAAGAAAAUGGCCAUUGGAACACCAUCUCAUUACUUGCUUCAGGAGGAACACAAGUAUUUAUUACAUUUGCAUCCUGAGGACUGAUUUUAUUCAAGUGAGUAGAUGUGGUUUUACUUUUUGUUGAAAUGUUACUUCACUCUAGUAAAAUUUAGAGCAUAUUUCAAAUUCUAUUAGAGCAUAUUAAUAGAAAGUGUCAAAGUGUCUCACAUGUCAUGUGUUUGCAUUACGCUGCCCUAGGUAACCAAUGUAGAACAAGUCCUCCUAUGAGUUUGAAACUUUAAAAAAAUGGGAUUUUGAAAAUCAACUGUAGAACCAUAUUUUACUUUGCAUGAUGACUAUAUAUUUUUGGACUUCAGAAAUUUGUACUUAUUUAGUACCUAUCAUAGCUUGUGUAUCAUGCCAAAUGUAUGUGUGCUAUAUAUUUUGUUUAGUUAUUUCUUACAUUCUUGCUUCCUAGAAAAAAUUCAUCACAGAAAAAAGUUAAAAUGAGUCAGCCAACCAAGCAAUAAUAACAAAAUAUUUAACUAAUAACUUAAAAACAGCUAGUAAAUUAGCAUUGGAUUUCUAAAUUUUGGUACUUAACAGCUUACCGAGGAUUAAAAUCAGCCGAUGCUACUUAGGAGGAAAUGGAACAACAGCAGUGAGAGCAGAUAUCUAUUUUCCUACCUGUAAAAAUGCUGCCUCUUCCCGAAUUGUUGUACUUACCCACCACCCCAUUAGUAUAACUUGAAGACCACCUUUAACUGCAACAAAAUGUAAUUCUCCUGGAUGACUAGGUUUGCCCUCCCACCCCUCCCCAAACCUGGCAUCAUGCCAAACCACACUGUUUGGGCGAC